UGAUUUGGGUCAAGCAACUGAAUCAACAGAAAACAAGCGCAAGAGGACUUUGAAUGGUGUAGAUUCACCGCGAAGCCUCGUAAAGGAAAAACUGGCAAGGAAAAUAAUCAUCAAAGCAGUGAAUUGGGGUCAAGAUUCCACAAGAAAUGGGCCUACUGAGCAAGCACCUAGAGGGCAACCAUCAGUUGUGCCGGCUGUUCCUAAUCCUACUGAUGAGGUUGAAGUAGUGAACAGAAUGAAGCUAAGACGAUCUCCAAAAUUCCUAGUAGAGAUGAUGGAGUUGUUGAACGAGAACCAGCUACAGGCUGUUCGAGACAUGGGAUUUGGACAUCUAAUACACUUUAACAUCACUUCGAUACCGUCGCAACUAGCUUACUGGCUUCUAUACAACUUUGACCCCAUAACCUGCAGUGUGAAGGUGAGAGGUCAAAGAGUCCACUUAACUGAGGAGGACGUCCACAUGACGAUGGGGUUCCCAAGGGGAGAAAUAAUGAUUGUGAGGUCGACUAGGCAGGAUAAUCAAAUGAUGUUAGAUGAGAUUGCAAGUGUCGGAUAUAGGAAUAGAUACAAUAUGUUGCCUAAGUUUCUGCAGACUCAAAUGCUUAAAGAUGAGGAUGGUGGGUUAUGGUUUAGGAGGCUAUUCCUAAUUCUGACGGAGACGCAUUUGAUAGAACCUUCAGCUGAUGGUUACUGCAAGACUAAGCUUCUUGGUGUGUUAGCCGAUGUCACACAUGUGAGAAACUAUAAUUGGUGUGCAUACGUCCUUGAUGUACUUGUUAUGGCCCAACGAAAUUGGAUGGACAACCCAGACACACCAUUCACUGGACCAAUUGUCUUUCUGAUGUCCUACUACGUCGAUCGCUUCAUUAUUGAAACACGAAAGGUUCGGCGUGCAUUCCCAUCCAUAAAAGGUUGGAAUUCCAAGCUGCUAAGGUUGAGGGAGAAACAUGAGCUGGAAUUGGGUGGAUUUGGCUAUGAGGUCUAUGAAGCUAAGUAUGAUCCAAGCAGAGAUAAUGAGGUUGGAUUGACGGUGGCGAAGAAAAAGAAGAAGAGGGCUAUUGUUGUUGAGAGAGGAGAAUCAGCUAAACCUAAAGGUGUUACUGAAAAGGGAGGGACAUCGAACACCAAGGCAGAUGAUGCUGUUGAUCAUGCUACUGAUGCGAUGAUGGCCUUGAUGGAAGCUGCAUCGAACGCCGCAAAGGCUAUAUCAAAGCUGCUUAGGAAGAUGAGGGAGGCACCUGACGAUGUCAAGGGCACUGGAUGCUUCAAAAUAGCUUCAACUGCUGCACUAAAGAUGAUUGGUUUCAAAGAAUCUGAACUCAUCAAUGAACAUGCAGAUCCAAUCGCAUCGAUGACACCGACAAUGGAAGAUGAAGACAUUCAAAAUCCAGCAUGGAUUGAGGCUGUUGAGCAGAUGAUGAAGGUGGUUGAUGAGCGCGUUGCUCUGUGCAAAGAUGAUGACAUCCCUACAUUCGACUUGGGGCUUCGCUUCGCUUCGCAGGAUGAUGCAAACCAGCCGAUCAAUUCAAUUGUCGAGGAACAAGUACCUGGCAUGGAGCACACUUUACACACGGGGGGUGUUAUAAUAUCUAGUGCAGUUCAAGAUGUUUUACCAAAUGAAGAGAAGGAUGACAGUGAGGAAGACAAUACGCAAUUGGCGCUCAACGUGGUUCAUAAUUUAAUUGACGAUUUUGAUUUUGCGACGCCAUAUGUAAGCCCGCCUGGGAAACGUGAGUUCACCACUAGUGGACUGCGAGACAGUAAAAAAUCAGUGGGGCCAUCUAGCCACAAUGAAGCUAUUGCCAUCCAACAUAAACAGGAAUUGUUAGUGAAUGGUAGGAUGGAAAUGCGUUCCAAAGCUGAAAAGAAGAUAUCUCAUGCAUUGAGAUCACCAUACAACCAAAGAGCUAUUAAAUUGGGAAACACUUUAACUCCUACUGAAAGGGAAACAUACUAUUGGAUUCUGAAGUGUCAUGAUGUCUACGAUGAUGUGCUUGUAUACGAUGAUGAUGUGGUUGUUGUGACAAAGCUAGAGUUCUAUUCUUUACUGCCACAUACGUAUGUGUCUUCGGGUGUGAUUAGUGCAUGGUGCUCAUAUCUAAACAACAUGGAAGAAUACAGGGGGCCAUCGUCACCAAAAAGGCUAUUCUUCACCUUAUACCCUUGUGCUAGCACAAUUGUGUCACGCACUAAUCCAUGGGAUGAGGGUGUGGCCACUCAGCUUGCGACGUUUGCGGCGAAUUUAGAUCACGAGGUGAAGCUAAUCCCAAAUUUCAAGUGGGCGGACAUAGAUAUGGUAUUCUUCCCAAUUUGUGCACAUGAACACUACUAUGCGGUGUGCUUCUACUAUGCUUCAAAAAGGGUUAUUGUAAUUGACAACUCAAGUAGCGGAGACUCUGACAACAUCACAGUGAAUUACGGUGUGAUACCGGAAACCUUGAGAACCUUUUUCUGGAAAUAUCUUGGAGGAGUUGGCUGCGUUCAGCAAUCAAAAGCAGUUGAAAAUUCUGCCAUUGAAAGGCUGAAACUGAAAUGGAGUACAAAAACUAACAAGGACGACAGUGGUGUGUAUUUGAUGAGACACCUUGAAACUUACAUGGGUCAGAAAGGGUGUGAAUGGACUUGUGGCCUAUCAAAGAAGAGCAAAGGGGUGUUGCAGAUAUUGAGAGCCAAGUAUUGUACUGCACUGAUGCUGGCAGAAAUAAAUCACGAACACUUCAAGAAUAAAGCCAAGGUAAUACCAUAUUAUGCAAAUGCACUACAGACCGAGAAGAUAGACGUGGAAAAGUUGAUAGCCAACUAUGCAAAAGAAGGAACGAAUCUAUUUAACUAA
Molecule: messenger RNA, 2833 nt
Organism: Salvia splendens (bonfire salvia)
Lineage: Eukaryota; Viridiplantae; Streptophyta; Magnoliopsida; Lamiales; Lamiaceae
Exons: 11
Coding region: 236-2833 (865 amino acids)
Source: RefSeq, a predicted model, not a curated record